Molecule: messenger RNA, 1758 nt
Organism: Aspergillus brunneoviolaceus CBS 621.78
Lineage: Eukaryota; Fungi; Ascomycota; Eurotiomycetes; Eurotiales; Aspergillaceae
Product: high affinity methionine permease
Exons: 9
Coding region: 1-1758 (585 amino acids)
Biological process (GO): amino acid transmembrane transport
Cellular component (GO): membrane
Molecular function (GO): L-amino acid transmembrane transporter activity
Source: RefSeq, a predicted model, not a curated record
AUGGGUUUCAAAAUAUUCACCGAGUCGGCAGACAUCGAGGCUGAGGAGCGCUCUGAUGAGUUCAGCGUCAUCAACGAUGGCAACCUAAACUAUACUGCUGCCGGGGGAGCCAAUUCUUCCAAGUUGACCUAUCAAGAAGCCAGCGGUGCUCCCAUCGAGACCAAGUCUCCCUUGGGAUACUCCGUAGGCGCGGUGACGGUGAUUGGCCUCAACCUGAACCAAAUGAUUGGAACCGGUGUUUUCUCGACUCCUGCAACGGUUCUCUCCGGAGCUGGCUCAGUGGGCCUUGCUAUGUUUUACUGGGUGAUUGGCUUUUUCAUGGCCGGUAGCAUGCUUGGAGUCUACCUCGAGUUCCUAUCAUACUUUCCAAGUCGGUCUGGCUCCGAAGUGGUGUACCUCGAACAGUCAUACCCACGACCGAAAUACUUCUUUCCUACCGUCUUCGCCAUGCAGACUGUUCUCUUCUCCUUUGCCAGUAGUAACGCUGUUGUGCUGGCCAACUAUCUCUUCAAGCUCGCCAAUGUGGAUUCAACCGCAUGGAUGCAGAAAGGCGUCGCAGUGGCUGCGUACACAGUUGCCGUCCUUUUGCUGGCUUUUAACACGAAAUGGUCGCUUCGGCUGACUGAUGCCAUCGGAUUCGUCAAGACCAUCACACUGAUCUUUAUCGGAAUCACCGGGCUCGUGGUCCUCGGCGGGCACACAUCUGUCAAGGAUCCUACCGUCAACUUUCGGGAUGCCUUCGCUGGAACUUCGGAAGCGUCCGUAUAUGGUGCCACGAAUGCCCUGGUCAAGGUCAUGUUCUCGUACGCUGGCUACAACAACGCAUGCAAUGUGGCGAACGAAGUCAAGAACCCAACCAAAACGCUCAGCUGGAGCGCUCCAGCCUCGCUCUUCUUGGUCGCGGUGCUGUACAUGCUUGCAAACAUUGCGUACUUCUCUGUUGCGACCAAGGAUGAGAUUCUCAACUCCAGCACGGUCGCAGCUGGCCUCUUCUUCGAGAAAGUUUUCGGGUCGUCGGGGGCAUCCCGGGCUCUCAACUUCCUGAUCUGUCUCAGUGCCAUGGGCAACUUGCUAGCUGUGCUCAUCGGACAGUCUCGAGUGCUUCGAGAAUGCGGAAGACAAGGCGUCCUCCCCUUCACGGCAUUCUGGACCUCAACCCGCCCCUUCGGCACCCCCCUGGGACCAUACUUCGUGAAGUGGUUCCUCACCGUCAUCAUGAUCCUGGCUCCCCCAGCGGGCGAUGCUUUCAGCUUCGUUGUGGAUCUGGGCGUGUACCCCAGCAACGCAUUCAACCUCCUCCUCGCCGUCGGGCUGCUUAUCACCCGCCGCCGCCGCCAGCGUCUGAACAUCCCUUCGUCAGGCUACCAAGCAUGGACCGCGACGGUCGGCUUCGCCAUCCUCUCCAGCUUAUACAUGCUCGUGGCCCCGUGGUACCCGCCUUCCACCGGCGCGGACGGCGGCGACGUGAGUUUCUGGUACGCGACAUACUGUGCCGUGGGUCUCGCUAUUGUCGCCCUAUGCGGAGCCUACUACUACAUCUGGAUCAAGGUCCUCCCGCGCCUCGGCCGCUACGAGUUCCGCCAGACCCAGAUCCAGGUCGACGAGGACGCGACGGCCAAUAAGCUGGUCAAGGUGCCCGUGGACCGGCUGGAGGAGUGGGAUCGGGAGCACGAUGCGCUGGGCCGAGUGCGGCAGAGGGCUGCUGCCCGGACGGCGUCGAAUGAGACGGGGGAGAUUGUGUAUGAGACGAAGGCAUGA